AUGGGAGACAUAACUUUGCGCGAUGCUCGCGGCCUGUCCCUCACUGAGAGUGUGCUCUCCUCCUGUCAAAGGGUAGAGGAUCUACUGACAAGCAAAACCCCAAUUGUGCUGACCGGAAGUACCCUAGAUAUGGGUGCGGUGGUUGUCGUGGCUCAACACGGCCAGCAUGCCACCAUGACCAGUGACCCCACGAUCCGUCAAAGCAUGGAAGCCAGCGUGGAAUUUCUGGAUCAGCAGCUACAGCGCGGCGAAGUGGUGUACGGGGUCAACACAGGGUUCGGCGGCAGUGCGGACACGCGAACCACGCACUACGCCGGCCUCCAGAAAGCCCUAAUUCAGAUGCAAACCUCGUGCGUUCUCCUGCCCAGCGAUCGACAACAAAUCCCCUCCUCCACCACCACGUUCCGCCCCUGCCACCGGAGCCAUAGCAUGCCGAUUCCCGUGGUCCGGGCGGCCAUGUUGACGCGCUGCAAUUCCCUGCUCCGCGGUCAUUCGGCCGUGCGGCCGGUCGUGGUCGAGCAUAUUCUCACGCUGUUGCGCCACGGUGUGACGCCCGUCGUGCCGCUCCGGGGCAGCAUCUCCGCCUCGGGCGACCUGGCGCCGCUCUCCUACAUCGCCGGCACCUUGGAGGGCAACCCCGACAUCUCCGUGCAUGUCCACGCGACUGACGAGAUCCUUCCCGCGGACGACGCCCUCCAGCGGCUGGGACUCCCCGCGCUCGAUCUGGGGCCCAAGGAGGGACUCGGUCUGCUCAACGGAACAGCCUUCAGCUGCGGCGCCGCCAGUCUGGUCCUGUUCGAAGCCAACCAGCUCCUCCUCCUCUCACAGCUCCUGACCGCUAUGGCCACGGAGGCUCUCGCCGGCCAGGCGGACAACUACCACCCGUUCAUCGCGGCUGUGCGACCCCACGACGGACAAAUCGAAGCCGCCGCCAACAUCUUCGGCUUCCUGGCCGACUCCCGUCUCGCGGCGCGGUCCACGGAGGAGGCUGCGGACAACAGCAGCAGCAGCAGCAGUAUGACCGACGCCGCGGGCCACGCCGGGCUCAGCCAGGACCGGUACGCCCUGCGCACAGCGACACAGUGGCUGGGGCCGCAGCUCGAGACGAUGGCGCUGGCGCUCAGGCAGGUGGCGACGGAGCUCAACUCGACGACGGACAACCCGCUGAUCAGCGUGGCGGGCCGGCACGUCCACCACGGGGGCAACUUCCAGGCGGCGGCGAUCACGUCGGCGAUGGAGAAGACGCUGGGCUGCGUGCAGAUGGUCGGCAGGAUGCUGUUCGCGCAGUGCUCGGAGCUGCUGAACCCGGCGCUCAGCCACGGGCUGCCGCCGAACCUGAGCCUCGACGACCCCAGCCUGUCGUACGCGUUCAAGGGCCUCGACAUCAACAUGGCCGCCUACCUCUCCGAGCUGGGCUACCUCAACCACCCCGUCAGCAACCACGUGCAGUCUGCCGAGAUGCACAACCAGAGCCUCAACUCGCUGGCCCUGGUGGGGUGCCGUUACGCCGCCGACGCCGUCGAGGUCCUGGCCCUGAUGACCGCAACCUUCUUGUACGUGCUGUGCCAGGCGCUGGACCUGCGCGUGCUGCAGACCGAGUUCCUGCGCGACGUGCGGCCCAAGGUCGACGCUCUCACCGACGAGGUGGUCGCUGCUGCAUCGUGCCGGGGGACGGCGGCGGCGGACUCCUCGACCCUCCAACAUAUCCGCACCGCCAUCUGGGCCGAGUUGAUGUACCACUGGGCCCGAUCCAGCACCCUCGACCUUGCUGACCGCUGCACCACCACCGCCACCAGCACCGCCGGCACCCUGCUCGACCUACUACCGCCGCCCAAGACUGGCGCUGGCGCUGCCGAGACGAACCUGCCAUCGCUCCGCGACUGGAAGCGCACUCUCGCGUGCACGUUGCGCGAGAGCUAUGAGACCGUCCGCGCCACGCGCUUCACGCAGACCACUACCUUCCCUCCCACCCCAACCUACCUCUGCGGCGCGUCGCGACGGCUCUACGCCUUUGUGCGGGAGGAGCUGGGCGUCCCGCUUCAUCGGGGGUUCGCGGAUCACCCGACGGUCGAUCGGGCUCAGAGCGCGGGGAAGCUGACCAUCGGGUCGCAGGUGAGUAAGGUCUACAUGGCCUUGCGCGAGGGGCGUUUGCGGCGGGUGCUGUUGGAGUGUUGGUAG
This is a messenger RNA of Aspergillus aculeatus ATCC 16872, 2178 nucleotides long. RefSeq lists its product as uncharacterized. Gene Ontology annotation, molecular function: ammonia-lyase activity. Bases 1 to 2178 code for a protein of 725 amino acids. Lineage: Eukaryota; Fungi; Ascomycota; Eurotiomycetes; Eurotiales; Aspergillaceae. The record is from RefSeq and is a predicted model, not a curated record. Gene Ontology annotation, biological process: L-phenylalanine catabolic process. Gene Ontology annotation, cellular component: cytoplasm. The transcript is spliced from 2 exons.